Molecule: messenger RNA, 1793 nt
Organism: Paramuricea clavata
Lineage: Eukaryota; Metazoa; Cnidaria; Anthozoa; Malacalcyonacea; Plexauridae
Source: the annotation of a GenBank genome assembly
AUGCUUCCGUGGCCAACGGUAAAGAUCGUCAUUGUUGGCGAUGGGUAUGUGUGUAAAAUAUUAAGCAAUCAUAAAGCCGUGGUAUAUGCAAUUACACCAUAUUAAAGACAUUAAACCGUAUUGAGUGAUAUCGAGCGACCCAGACUAGUUCCUAGUCCUCUGUGCACGCGUUUUAUUUUCCUGUGACUCCCUUGGCAAUUUUCGGAAUGAUUGGACUUUAACUGCUAUUGUCCGUGCACUAUUAAGAUCGAUUUACACUGCCCAACUUUUGCCUAAAACUGUCGCAUGGAACCUGCUUACAACUUGAGUUGUACUUUGAAAAUAGUCACGCAACACAACACAACACUGUCAACACAACACAACACAAGUUACACAAUACAACACAACACAACUACGACAACGUAAGCGAUUUGUGUGCUUGCCAUUUACACAGUGCAACUCAAGACUCAACUUGUAAGCAGGUUGCAUGCGACAGUUUUAGGCAAAAGUUGUGUAGUGUAUUAAAAUCGGCCUUUAGUCCUGUUUGGAAUUAAGUGUAGCUUUCGAGAAGCUUGGAAAGUUUAGAAGCUCUAAGAAGUUUUAAUACUUCCAGUGAUUUUAAUCUAGUGCACUUUAAAAACCAUUUUCCUGUUUUUUAAUACAGCGCUGUUGGGAAAACGUCUUUGGUCAUGACGUAUACAGAAGAUACAUUUCCAGGAGAAUAUAUACCUUAUUGGUAAGUUUCCAGAUAUAACCCAGUAAGUAUACCUACUUAAAUUGCCUUCUUUGCAGUGUAAAUUUGGAAGACCUAAUAUUUUAUUUUUUCUUUUGAUAAAAGCGUAGAAAAAGUUACAAAAAACGGAAUGGUAGAUGGGAAACCUUUCUCCUUAGAACUUUGGGACACGCCUGGUAAAUAAAGUACAGUAGACAAUAUAGUUUUUAUAGCUUUUACAAUGAUAUCCCUAUUGCUUCUUUUUUCAAUUAUCGUUUUCUUUUCUUUCUUUGUCAAGCCCAAGAUGGCUAUGAUUAUUUUAGACCCCACUGCUACACCCAGACUGUAAGUACUUGUGCUUGUGACCUCAGCACCAAUUAGAAUUUUGAUUCAAAUCUGAUAAGAUUUUGACAUGAAACAGCCUUGUUUUGCUACUUGCCAUAUUUCAUAUUAGUAUCUCCGUUUUUUCUUCAGGACUUGUUCUUUAUAUGCUUUUCAAUAGCCACGCCAAUUUCACUUGAAAGUGUCACGAAAAAGGUAUUAUAUCGUAAGGUCUAAACUCAAAAACCGUAGUUUAUUAUGGUUGCUGGUUUCACUAAGCACUAUCGUGCAGCAGAUGGGGGUCAACCUGCAGUUAUCAGAGUGAGAAAAUAUUCAAAAUAAUGUUAAUUCUUUUGGUAUUUGGAGGCAAAUAAAUAGAACUGAAUGAUGUGGUUUCAUGCUUUGGCUUUACAUUUCUGAAGUUAGUGUCCAUCGUCUGUUGUCCCAUAACACUCACCAAAACCCAUCGGUAACCACUAUCUUCAUAUAUUUUCAGUGGUAUCCAGAAGUGAGCCAGCACUCUCCUAAUACACCGAUAUUUCUGGUCGGGACAAAACUUGAUUUGAGAAACGAUGAAAAGGUUCUUGAACUUCUGAAGUCACGUGACCUAAGCCCCGUCACGACGGCGCAGGCGCUGGAAACGAAGGACGCUAUUGGUGCAUGCAGAUAUAUAGAAUGUUCAUCUCUGACAAGAGAGAAUUUACAAAACUUAUUUGAUGAAGUAUUGCGAGUAGUUCUUGUUGCAACCAAACGCAAAAACAAAAAAUGUUUGAUAAUGUGA